AUGUUUAUGCUCCGCAACGUGAGCAAGUUUUUGUUCGGUGACGCUUCGAAAGAAUCCAUCAUUGAAAUCCCCCAGGGCGAGCUGUACCUAGUCCGCCCCCAGUCGCCCAAGGGUUAUUCGGAGCUUAUCUUCAAGGACGCUGUUGCAACAAUCCGACGUACCGGUCAGGACUUCCAGUACCAGCUCGUGAUUCAGAGGGCCUACGAGGAGGGCGAGGAAGAACUUGCGGACGACGACGGUGAACAAGGCGGCGGCGACAGCCUAGACAAGGACGAGAAGGUUUUCCUCCUCGACCAGAGCCUGCAUUUCCGCUCCGAGCUUCGUGACAGCGGAGAGAAGAUUUUGGCUUGGGAUGAUCUGAGCGGUGACCCCGGUGACCUUUUUGAAUUCAUCUGUGAUCCUUCCGUUCCAUCUGAUAAGGUUGCCACCUUCGAACUUGCAGCUUUCCAGUGCCAGUACGAGCGUAAAUUUCGCCGCAGCGCCCAGAAAGCCACCGAAGACGAGCUACAGGAAUUCUCGUACAGCGAAGAGAAGCCCAUUCCUUCUGCAAGCCCGGUUUCUUCCCCGACCACAAAGUCACACGUGCCGACGUCCGCGGAUUCAGCUGCAGCUAUGGCAAAGGACGUGGAAUAUGCCCAAUCCAAGGGACAAAUGAAGGCCCCUAGCUUUGAGGAAGAGACAACCACUGCCCCACCUUCUGCAGCCCACCCCGAGUCCAAAGAGAUUCUUUGCAAAGAAACCGCCGAGUUACAUUUGUUUGACUUCUCUACCGGGACCUUUGUUCAGCAAGAGUCUGAGGUGGUUGCCUCUGUCUCGGAAGUUGGGACUUGGCAGUACUGGCUUCAGAUCACUGGCAAGGACAAAGAAUGGCUCGGACAAGCCGUUGUGGCCGACAUUAACCCUGUAUUCAACUUUGAAUAUUUGUCCUUCAUCUUCAAUCACUACAGUGAAGAUGGCUCGGCUUACUCAUGGCUAUUGCGUUUCAAGAACCAACCUUCGGAGGAACGGUUCCAGGAGGGGUUGAUGCAGGCGCUUUGGGAACAGCUGAAUGAAAUGAAGUGGACCAAGGUCAAAGAGAAUGACCGAGACUAUGUGCUUGAUGCUUUCCAGGAUCUCACCAUGGAGGAUGCCGACGCUGUACCUGAGGCGGAAGAAGAAGAAGAAGAAGCCGAAGAAGAGGAAGACAAUGAUAAGGAUGAUGCUCAACGCAGUGAACAUUAUGAUAGCGACGAAGAGGAGGAAGAUGUGGUGACUCGCGAUGCUGAUGGUAACGUGAACUCCCAAUUGGCGGUUGGAUACAAGCACGAUCGGUCUUUUGUUGUUCGCGGUUCCAAGAUCGGCGUCUUCAAGCACACUCCUCACAACAACCUCGAGUUUUCCACGACCAUUUCGAAGGUUGAGACCCCCAAGGGUGGUCUCUUCAGUCCCAAGAAGGUCAUGCUUCACGCCGAAGACCAGAACAUGAUUCUCCAGAAUGGCGAUGAUCCCAACUCUUUGUACAAGAUGGAUCUGGAGUAUGGCAAGAUCGUUGACGAAUGGAAGGUUCAUGAUGACAUUGCCGUGGAGACAUUCGCCCCCGAGAACAAAUUCGCCCAAAUGACUGCUGCUCAGCCAUUCGUUGGUGUCUCCAAGAAUGCGCUCUACCGAAUCGACCCUCGUCUUUCGGGUAACAAGCUCGUCGAUUCCGACCUGAAGCAAUACGCCAGCAAGAACGACUUCUCGGCUAUGGCCACAACUGAGAAGGGUUACCUCGCUGUUGCGUCGAACAAGGGUGAUAUCCGCAUGUUCGACCGUCUUGGAAUCAACGCCAAGACACACAUUCCUGCUCUCGGCGAGCCCAUCAUUGGUCUUGAUGUGUCUGCCGACGGACGCUGGGUGCUGGCAACUUGUCGCACUUACCUGCUUCUGAUUGAUUCAUUGCAGAAGGAGGGUAAGAAUGAGGGCAAACUCGGAUUUGAGCGUGCUUUCGCCAAGGAUUCGAAGCCUCAGCCCCGCCGCCUGGGUCUGCAGCCCGCACACGUCGCCCAGUUCCAGCACGAAACCAAGCAGCCUCUGUCGUUCACCCCAGCCCGCUUCAAUACCGGUAUCGACUCUACUGAAACAUCCAUCAUCACCGCCACUGGUCCCUUUAUCAUCACUUGGAACAUGAAGAAGGUUGUUGCAGGCCGCAAGGAUCCAUACACCAUCAAGCGCUAUGGCGAGAAUGUCAUGGCCGACAACUUCAGAUUCGGUUCCGACAAGAACGUCAUCGUCGCCCUGCCAAACGAGGUCAACAUGGUUGCCAAGCGUACCUUCCAGAAACCUACCCGUGAGUCCAUUGCUGGCCCUGCUACGCCUAAGCGUGGACGCGGCUGGGGCAGUCACCUUGGCAGAGACGACAUUGUCAACUCCCCCUACUAG
Penicillium canescens is the source of this 2400-nucleotide messenger RNA. RefSeq lists its product as uncharacterized. The record is from RefSeq and is a predicted model, not a curated record. The transcript is spliced from 3 exons. The coding region runs from base 1 to 2400 and encodes 799 amino acids. Gene Ontology annotation, cellular component: cytoplasm; nucleus. Lineage: Eukaryota; Fungi; Ascomycota; Eurotiomycetes; Eurotiales; Aspergillaceae.